Molecule: messenger RNA, 2964 nt
Organism: Siniperca chuatsi (mandarin fish)
Lineage: Eukaryota; Metazoa; Chordata; Actinopteri; Centrarchiformes; Sinipercidae
Product: zinc finger protein OZF-like
Exons: 2
Coding region: 31-1581 (516 amino acids)
Biological process (GO): regulation of transcription by RNA polymerase II
Molecular function (GO): RNA polymerase II cis-regulatory region sequence-specific DNA binding; DNA-binding transcription factor activity
Source: RefSeq, a predicted model, not a curated record
UAUUCUUCUGCGGAAUCUGCUGCUGUAAAAAUGUCUAAAGUCCAAACGCUGAGAGCUUUUGUCAGCCAGAGACUAAGUGCGGCUGCUGAAGAGAUAUUUGAGCUGUUUGAAAGAACGAUAGCAGAGUACGAGGAGGAACUUUGUGGACAACGCAAACUACUGGACGCUGUUUUCCAGCCUGAAGUCCGGCUGCACAGAGCAGAUGUCCAGCUGCUGUUGGUGAGUAAAGAAGAGGAUCCCCCUGAGCAGCAGGACUGGAGCCCCAGUCUGGACCAGGAGGACCCACCAGAGCCCCCACACAUUAAAGAGGAACCAGAGGAACUCUGGACCAGUCAGGAGGGAGAGCAGCUUCGAGGGCUGGAGGAGGCCGAUAUCACCAAGAUCACAUUCACUCCUGUCCCUGUGAAGAGUGAAGAAGACGAUGAAGAGAAACCUCAGUCCUCACAGCUUCAUCAAAGACUCACUGAACAGAUGAAAACAGAAGCUGAUAGAGAGGACUGUGGAGGACCAGAUCCAGCCAGGAACUCAGAUCCAGAUACACAUUUACAACCAGCUACUCAUGACAAGACGUCAGACUCCUCUGAACCUGAGACUGAUGACAGUUGUGAUUGGUUGGAGACCAGGGAACCUCAGUCAGGUUUAAACCCUCUGCAAAACAAUGAAGUACCUGUAAGUGAUCAGGAAUGUAAUACUGGAAAAACAUCAAGUAGCUCCUCUGAAUGUGCUACAAGCUUUGGCCACAAGGAACAUCUGCAGGAACAAGAUGGACUCCAACCAGGAGAGAAACCAUUUAGUUGUUCAGUUUGUGGUAAAAGAUACCUCGGGAAGAAAUCCUUAAUGACUCAUAUGAGACUUCAUUCAGAAGGAAAACGUUUCAGCUGCUCAGUUUGUAAAAAAACUUUUCAAUGGAAAGGAGAGGUUGUGAGGCACAUGAGAAUCCACACAGGAGAGAAACCAUUUAGUUGUUCUGUCUGUGGUAUAACAUUCGCUCAAAAGGAACAUCUGACACAACACAUGAGAAUCCACACAGGAGAGAAACCCUUCAGUUGUUCUGUCUGUGGUAUAAGAUUUGCACGAAAGACACAUCUGACACAACACUUGACUGUCCACACGGGCGCAAAACCGUUCAGUUGUUCUGUUUGUGGUAAAGGAUUCACGCAAAGCUCAACUUUGACCUCACACUUAAGAGUUCAUACAGGAGAAAAACCUUUCACAUGCUCAGUUUGUAAAGCAAGUUUCGGUCUUAGAAGCUAUUUGUCCCAGCACAUGAGAAUGCAUACUGGGGAGAAACCAUUUAGUUGUUCUGUUUGUGGUAAAGGAUUUGCACAAAAGACAACUCUUACACAACAUUUGACUGUCCACACAGGGGAGAAACCAUUUAGUUGUUCUGUCUGUGCCAAAAGCUUCGCACAAAGCUCAGCUUUGACCACACACUUAAGAGUUCAUACAGGAGAAAAACCUUUCAGCUGCUCAGUUUGUAAGACAAGUUUCAGGCUCAGAAGCAAUUUGUCCCAACACAUGAGAAUGCAUACUGGGGAGAAACCGUUUAGUUGUUCUGUCUGUGGUACAAGAUUUUCAUGAAGUGGAACUCUGAGACGACACUUGACUGUCCACACUGGGGAGAAACCAUUUAGUUGCAGCAUUUGUGAUAAAAGAUUCACUCAGCUCGCUCAUAUAAAAAAACACAAGUGUGCUGGUGAGAGCAGCGGAAGUAAAUGAAUGAAUCCUUCUAGCAGGAUUGAAGUACUGGGGGCAAGACUUGGCUCAACACUGAUCAGUUCAAAACUGUGAUAGAGACUCCAAAAUAAGUUGUGCUUCAUCUUUUCAGUUAAAAUGAAGCCACGUGAUCAUUUUAAUUCUGUUUUUAUUUGUGUCUACAUUAUUGGGUCUGUUUCUGGGAACUAUGCUUCUUGGUUUUACAUGUAUUCAUUGAUUUAAAAUUGUCAAAGUAUUUUAUGUCAACUAUGGUCAACGUAUUGUUUUAAAAUGUGAUUUAUAAAUGAAAUGACUUAACUUACCUCCCAAUAACAAAAUGUAUUUCUAAUGGACUCUCCUGGUCUUGAAUAGGCUGAUGUGUUGGAUUUACCCAGUUGCCUUUAAAGCAGAGCUUCAGAUGUUUCCGGCCUGUUUCCGUACAGUACUCAGAUGCCAUAUGUGUGUUGAGAGAGUUGUUGGUUGCUGUAAUCGUUCUUCAGUCUUCAAUUGAUCUUCGUCUCGAGACUCGUGUGAAUGUUUAUUGCAGUUGUUUUGUUGCGGCAACAAACCUCCAAGUGACCAUCAAGACAUAUCCCUCCGCUCAGCAAGGAAACACAGUCUGUGGAAACAUAAAGAGGAAGUUUAGUAGAAAAAAGGACAAAGUUUGGAAGAUCCCCACUUGAUGUCUGUCUGAGUCUUCCUGCCUCUUUAGUUUUAUACUACUUUAAUGUAAGUGUAUUACUUUUUAAUACCAAAAAGUGUACAAGUGCAAUAUCUUUAAGCACACGUUAAUCAUUGUACACAACAGUAUGCUAUAAAUACACUGGAAUGCAGUAUUUUGAAGUGGGCUUUAUGGAAUACAUGUGAAAAUGUACUUAAUACACAAUUAAACUCAAAUUACAGGCAAUAGCAGUAGCGGGCUUUUCCGGUCAGAGCCCCUCAGCUCUGCCUGAGGAUCUGAUACUGUUUCAACCAUGUGAAGCACUUUGCAACUUUUAUUUUGAAAAGUUCUGUAUUAAUAAAUUUUAUUAUUAUUAUUAUUAGUAUUAUUAUUACAUAUAAAGUAGUAGAACUUUGGUGUACUUGAACUAAUACUGCAAUACUAUCUCAAGCAAAGGAACAUAGUCAGGAAGUAUAGUAUGUAAGAGUAAUGUGAUACCGUCAGAUCAGAAUCAACAACAUCAGAAUAUUAUAUAAUAGAAGUAAUUAUACGUAGAAUUGUCUGUUUUAUAUUAUAUGUAUGCAUACAUUAAUAAAUACAUGACAUUG